AUGAAUAUUGAAAAAUAAUUAAGAGAAGAUUACACUCAUGAUUUUCAUACGUUUCUUAGAAAAAAUGAAACAGAAACAAAACAAAAAGUUAAAACAACUCUCAUUCCUCCUCCAUGGUAACCCAACCAUCCUUUUAGAUUAGUUUGGGAUAUUAUCUCGAUGCUUUUUAUUGUAAUUCAAAUGAUGAUCAUACCUCUUAUUUUAUCAUUUGAGAUUGUUGAUGAUAGAACUUCUUUAUUCAUGGAAAUUAUGGAUAAUUUCUUCUUAGUGGAUAUUCUUAUUCAAUUUAAUUGUGCUAUAUAUAUAGAUGGUAAAAUAAUAUUAAAGAGAUCAACCAUUAUCUGCAAUUAUCUAAAAUUCUGGUUUUGGUUGGAUUUAAUUAGCUCAUUACCAUAUGAUUAUUUUGUUGAAGUAAAUAUCAGCAUUAUGGUAGGGAGGCAAUGUGUAAAUGAUUAGAAUGUUGAGAUUCUUCAAGUUUCUUAAAGUAAUAAAAAUGAUUAAAGCUUUUAAAUUGAAGCUCUUAAUCAGAAGAUUAGAGACAUUUUUAGGAAAUGACUUCUCAUCAUUUAUGGAAUUUAUCAAAUUAACUUUUAUAAUAGUAGUUUUGGCUCAUUGGAGUGCCUGUAUAUUUAAUUUAACAAAUCAAGAUGGUUAUGAUUACUUAACAUCCUUCUAUUUCACGUAUUAUAUAUAUAAGAAAUGAUAAUUUAGAAUUACAACAAUGAUCACUGUUGGUUAUGGAGAUGUCCAUCCAGAGACAGCAGAAGAAUAAAUCUAUGCUAUUUUUGCAAUGGUUUUGGCUUCAGGUGUAUUUGGAUAUACAGCAAAUAGCAUGAUUUCUAUAUUUCAAUAUCAAGAUCCUUAAUUAUCAGAAUUGAUUAUGAAACAAUAAAUCAUUAAUAAAUACACUAAAACUCAUGGUUGUUCAGGUCAUUUGAGACAUAAAAUAUAAAAUUAUUUAGAAUGGGUAGUAGAAAAUGAUUAUGAAGUAAGAUCCUCAUUAGUUAUAUGUGAUCUCUCAGAAGAAUUAAGAAAUCAAGUUAUCACUUAAAUGAAUUUAAGAUUCUUCAAAACACUUCCUGUUGCAAUGACUAAAGCAAUAAAACUAAAUGAAUAUAGUAUGCUUAUACACUAUUUUAAGUUCUUCCUCCUGAAACUAAAAUUAAUGACGAGCAUCAUAUUUAUUAUCUUAUUUAAGGUAAAGUCUCUAUUAUGGCUAAUAAUAUACAUCUUGAAUAUGCAGAUAAAUGUUUUGGAAUAAUCAAUUUCUUCUCCAAUAUUCCAAGAACAGCUGAACUCAUAACAACUGAAACUACAAAUUUGGUUAAAUUAUCUAGAUAAUAAUUUAUUUAAUAGUUGAAUUAUGAACAAUUCUAAAAAUUUCAUAUGAUAAAACAAAAACUAGAAAAUAAUGAUUCUCUAGAUUUAGAUAUUAAAUGUUAUGGUUGCAAUCGUAAAGGUCACAUAAUAAAAUAUUGUUAAUAAUUUCAUUAUAUAUCUUUAAGAUUAAGGAGACCAAAAGUUAAAUUUUUGAGAACUAGGAAUUAGAAAUAAAAAACUAUGUAUAAUUAAUUCUUAAUUGAAUAUUAUUAAAUGAUGUAAGCUAGAAGAAUUAAAUCUUAAACAAUGGUUAAAUAAAAAGAAAUACAUUUAACUAUAAAUUAAAAUUUUGAUAUUGAUGAAAUCAAAAAUUACAAUUAUUUCGACCCAGAGUGGAACAUCAAUGAAGUAUUAAAAUAAUAUCGCUUAAAAACCAUAUAUCGAUAUUGUUUAAUGAUAAUUAAAAAGAAUUUAAAGUUUUUAAUUCGUUAAAACCACUAAAGGUUUAAUAAUGUAAAUCGAUUUCGUUUAAAGACUGAACUCAAACCAAAGUAUAUUGAUAAAUAUAAAGAUUAAAUUAUGUAACAAAAGAUAAUGGAUUGA
This is a messenger RNA of Paramecium pentaurelia, 1923 nucleotides long. The record is from the annotation of a GenBank genome assembly. NCBI's taxonomy places the organism in Eukaryota, Ciliophora, Oligohymenophorea, Peniculida, Parameciidae.